This is a messenger RNA of Carcharodon carcharias (great white shark), 7753 nucleotides long. It is a transcript of the gene plekha6, whose product is annotated as pleckstrin homology domain containing, family A member 6. Bases 581 to 4090 code for a protein of 1169 amino acids. Gene Ontology annotation, molecular function: protein binding. The transcript has 26 exons. NCBI's taxonomy places the organism in Eukaryota, Metazoa, Chordata, Chondrichthyes, Lamniformes, Lamnidae. The record is from RefSeq and is a predicted model, not a curated record.
UAUUAAAUGCCAAUUGUAAACUGAAGAUGCUGGAAAUACUCGGGUCAAGCAGCAUCCGUGGAGAACGAAACAUAUUGACAUUUCGUCAGAUUAAAUGCCGAGUAGUCUUUGUUUUGUUUUUGCCUGUCACUGUCUAAUUUGUCUUCAUUUUCUAAUAUCUGGUGGAGAGGUGAGGCAUAUAAGGAUGGAGGAAGGAAUCGACCAUGUUCUUCAUCUGUGGUGUUUGGUAGGGCUCCAGUGGGUACGUAUGUGACUGCUAACUGCUGCCUGGAUAGGGAGGGAACACGCAACAAUUGCUAGCUAAAGAUAUCUCGUGUAAAAUGUGGAUACUAGAUAGGGACAGGAUUGAAAUCGACUUGAGUUCCUUCCAAAAGAUGAUGUCUAAAUGUGCAUGUGGAAAGUGGCUGUUUUGAAGAGAUCCUGAAGGUUCAGUUAACUCCUAGAUUGUCUCUUAAAAGUCUGUGGAGGUAAUUGUAUUGCUCUCUGUGGGAGUCCACAUGAUGGUACCCACUGAUAUUUUAAUACCCCAAUCUCAUUUCCUCAUAUAGGAUCAUACCCAACAGCACUGGCUGCCUCGACAAUGAGUGGGAAACCAGGCAACAGAAGGUCAACGCUGGAGGAUCAGCCUCCAUCGGUCAGUGAUUUAACCCGCUCCACUAGUUGGAUCCAACCCAGGUCAGGAGAGGCGUUCCGAACCGGUCACAGGCGCCAUCCAGACCUGCCUCGCGGAUGGGAACAAGGCUUCACUUUUGAAGGCGCAACGUAUUUCAUCAAUCACAAUGACAGAACUACUACAUUCCAGGACCCAGUGACAGGGGUUGUGCCCAUUGAGAACUGCAUCUUCAAACUGGAAGACAAACCAAUAUCUAACAUGUCAAACCGGGCAGGAGGAAUGCGAAGUGAAGGAGGAGGUGGGCAGCGCCCAACCAGCAUUGCCAGUGAGAUGUCCAAUCACACCUUGGUUUCAGAAGCCUCCCAGGAACCGACAGUCAAGGCUUCCAGGUCAUCAAAGAAGAACGCUGCCUUCGGCAAGAGGUCAAACUCAAUGAAGAGGAAUCCGAAAGCCAAUGUUUUGAAGAGCGGCUGGCUGUUUAAGCAGGCGAGCUCAGGAGUGAAGUCAUGGAACAAGCGUUGGUUUGUGCUGGCCGAUCGCUGCCUCUUCUAUUACCGAGAUGAGAAAGAGGACGCAAUCCUGGCGAGCAUCCCUUUGUUCAGCUUCCGAAUUAGCCCUGUUCAGCCCUCUGACAACAUCACUCGCAAACACGCCUUCAAGCUGAUUGUAAACAGACAACCAGAUGUUUUUCACAAUAAUGACUGCUCCGUUAAUUGUCAGGCUGAGCAUGCAGGCAUCCGGACUUACUACUUGUGUGCGGAGAAUAAGGCAGAGAUGGAGGAUUGGGUCAAUGCAAUGAAUGCUGCAGCGAGCAUACAGAUCGUGCCCUUGAACAGCACUGGGAUGAGUUAUGAAAUAAAACCUCCCUCGGAAUCGAACCACACAAGCAAUCAUAAGCAACUAAUUAAACCUGACUUGGAAAGGGUUAGAGAUGAAGCGGAUGGGUUUGAAAGAUACAACAGGAAGAGCGAACAGAAGGACUCUAGCAACGAGCCGGUGGCCAAGGUUAAUGGUGUGACGGUGCAGGAAGCACCUUUUGACCCCAGCAGCCCUGGUCCAGAGCUGAGAACUCACCCAGGAUAUGAGAGGUCUGAACAACCUAAUGGACACAGCUGGCAGCAUGCCUCCCCUGGUAGGCCUAGUGAAGAGUAUUUGCAACAGGAUGGGGUAAAUACGGUACAUCGACGGGGCUUUGUCCCACGUACUAACACUGAGAAAAUGGCACAGCGUCAGUCCUCACUGACCCACUUACAGCAGUGGGUUAACAUGCGCAGGUCUGCACCACCACAGGACGAACCGAGAAGCUCUCAGGUGUAUCACACUCCAACCAGAGAUGUGCCAGAAUAUUAUAGACUGUUAUCACCCUAUUACCAAGAGGAGUACCCCCAGUUCACUCAACCUGGUGGUCGUCCAGACAGCAUUUGCUCCGUACCAGCCUAUGACAGAAUGACAGCACGGUGGUCGAUCGACGAGCGACAGUCAGCAUUUCUGCCAAGGGACUGGCAGGACCGGCGGGCAUACAGCGGGCAGGGCUCGCCCGUGUGGCACGGUGCGCAGCAGGCGUACGCCCACGAGGUCGAUGGCGUCACUGGCACGAUGCGGAGGUUGUCCCUCCAGCCCCGUUCACGCUCUGUGCCACGCUCGCCAUCCCAGGGUCCGCUCGUGGUGAACCAUGUCUACUCUCCGGUGAGGUCUCCGAGUGCCCGGUUUGAGAGGUUGCCGCCGCGAAGGGAUGAAGCGUUUGGCCACCCAGCGUACACGCUGCGACGGUCUCGCAGUGCGAAGCAAUACGACUAUUCUGGAGACAGGAGACUGUCCGGGCUGUACCCAUGCCACUUCGCUGCCUCUCACUCAAUGCAGGACAGAAUGGUUCCAUAUCAGGACAGAUACCGGGACCCACUGCAGCAUUACAAGGUCGAUGAACUGGAGAUUGACAAAUUGCUGGGACGACUUUGUGAGCAGAGCAAGAAUCAGCGAGAACAGGAAAAGUGGGUCCUGCAGCUUCGAAAGGAGAAGGAAUCGCUGGAAAAUGCCUUGGAGAAAACUCAUCGGGAGAUGGCGGCGUUCCAUAACCAGCCAGGUUACACCGAGCAGUUCGUGCAGAAAAAGGAGUCGUUACAGAAUCAGCUGAUCAACAUCCGCGGGGAACUCUCGCAAGCAACCACGGCCUUUGCAAACACAAAGAUGGAAUGCGACGCCCUCAAAAUGGAGCUGUCCAUCAUUCACAAUGACUUGUGGGAGCAGCUGAACAGCCCCAUUGGAAUGCAGGAUGAGCUGGGACACAAGCACAUUCAGAAGGAGCUGUGGAAAAUCCAAGAUGUGAUGGAGGGACUGCGAAAGACCUAUCCCGAUCGGAUUACAGUGGAACCCAUCAAACAGAAUGUGUCGAGUGCACAAAUGGGCACCUUCAGCUCGAGCAGUCCUGCCAGCCCCCUGAGCUCCAACAGCCUCACCAGUCCCACGAGCCCCUUCUCUCCCAUCUCCGCAUCACAGCUGUCAGCUCAGCAAAUAGUCAGUGAGAAAUUAGGCCUCGAGAGUUCCAGGAAGGAAGGCCGGCCGAUGUUGCAGACCAGCUCCGAGGGUGGCACGGGGCCAAACAAGCAGGACGCAGAGGCCGAGAAACAAAACAAAGUAGGUGUCGUUCCUCCAAGGACCAAAUCACCACCAGAAGAUGUUUCUCCAUCUCCAUCCUACCUUGCAGUUCGGAAUAGUGAUAAAGCAAAUUAUGAAUCUCAGACACGAGAAAAAUCGAAAGGCGGCACGCAUCCCAACGAUGCAAAAUCCAAGAUGAGCGUUGAGGAACAAACUGAGCGCAUGAAGCGUCACCAGAAUGGAUCGCUACGAGGGCAUAACAAGAGGCGGAGUCUAACCUUAACAUCCGGCCACCUGAUGGCUGCAGGUUCGAGCAGCCCAAAGCCCAUUGUUCGGAGAGUCACGGUUCCUCGGCGUAAGACCACAGAGGUGGAUAUCUCUCACCUGGAGGCAGCUGUCAGGGGGGAUCAUGCAGGCAACUUCCAUGAGACCCCCAGGGAAGAGAUUGCUCGUCUAAGGAGGAUGGAUCUGGAGCCUGAACAUUAUUCAGUGGACAUCAACAAGGAGUUGUCCACGCCAGACAAGGUCUUCAUCCCUGAGCGAUACAUCGAGAUCGAACCCGAACUCCCUCUCAGCCCAGAGGAGCUCAAAGAAAAGCAGAAGAAAGUGGAACGAAUCAAAACGCUCAUCGCAAAAUCCAGUUUGCAGAACAUAGUCCCACUAACUGAAGGGCUCACUGACAGCAACAUAGACCCUGAGCUCCAGCUACAGGAACAGGAGAAAAGAAUCGAGAUCUCUUGUGCUCUCGCCACUGAGGCAUCCAGGCGGAGUCGGCUCAUAUCAGUUCCAGCUUUGGACGCACCAGGUUCUUCAACCCCACCAUCAUCUCCCAUCUCAUCACUGCCACCUCAGGUUACUGAUGGAAGCCAUUUAAUGUGUGUCUGAAGAACUCAAGCUGUGGCCACCAUCAAGUACCACAGGUCGACGUAUUGAGGGCCACCUGAGGUACAUCGAUACCAUCGUCAGGGCUGAGUUGAAGACUGAAUGGAAGUCUUAUCAGGAGCCAACUGACACCCAGUGCAGACCAGAACCGAAUGAUUCCUUUAUAUUCAACUCCUCCCAAGAUGCUAUAUUCAUCUAAGAGUUUCUUAUUGUCUUAGUCCUUCAUGUGAUAUGAUUUUUGCGAUUUUUUUUUUGUUUUUGUUUUGUGUUACAGAAUUCAGAGGAACCUAGGCUGCCGCUGUAGAGCUGAGGUUCUGAAUGGAAGGAAGGUCAAUGAAGGAAUUUAAUAUUUUCUGAACUCUUCCAUUAUAAGCUGGGAAAAAAUAUUUAUGAUUUAAAAAAAAAAAGUGGGGUGACUUCUUGAGUAUCGGAAGCCAAAUUUCCUAGGCAGCUCCACUGGACUCCAGCUCCAACUGUAACAAAGAAAGGGAAUGAGAUACACCAAGGCCCAGUAGGGAUUAGACAAAGCCUGAGGCACGAGGUGAGAUGAGGCUGGAGGGAAAUUGAGCUCCAACGAGGAGGGUGGGGUUUGGUUUGUAAGGGAGAGAAGCAACCUAGACCCCAGAAGAUGAGUAACUUUAUUUUUUAAAGGGCAAUUAAUUUUAGCAUUGCCUCCCCAGCCAAGAGAUAUCUAGGAGGGGGUUGGGAAAACCGAUUGACAGGGACUGGAUACCAGAGGUUCCCUUUGCAUGAGUCUUGGAGGGGAAUGGCUACUCCAUGCAAAUAUGAUGCCCAUCUCAAACAGUACUUGGCUGCAUACUCUGCGUAACCAGCUGGUAGCAUCUUUACCCAAAGUUGGGCAGCUUCAGAUCAGCAGACAGGUUGCUCAGAAACUUCGGUCAUCAGUGCAAGUGAUGGGGCCUCCUGAGGGUAGCUCCAUGCACUGGCAUCACGGAGCAGCCUUGAGGCAGAGAAGCACGUAUUCAAAAGAGUGAAGACAUUAAUUAAGAAAAAAUAAAUACCCUCCUAGACUUUCCUUCUCUGUCAGACCUGUCAUUGCUACAGCUGUCACUCAGUAGAUUCUCUCAGUGAAUGAUCUACUCCAGAAUAAUCCAAAUUUGCAAAUAUAACACCUCGUCAGUCUCUGCUUUUCUGCCUAAUUUUUUUUUAGUUGCUUUUGACUAAAUUGAAAAGCAUGUUUGGAGAGGCUGUAAUGACCUUGGGCCUAGUAAAGUGUAAACUAGCUCACCUCCAAGUCUGUCCAAGCACUUAACUGUACCCAUGCUAUCAACAUGGUACCGUAUCUUUGCACGCUGGUGUAUGUUCACAUGACAACGACCCCAGCUACUUGCCUUGCCAUGGGUAAUGCAAAAACUAAAUUAAGAUGAUGACUCAGUUUUACGGAGCUUGUGUCAAGUUCAAUUGCCACUUCUUGACUGACUGUUGAUGAGCUUUUCUAUGACUUGCUAAAUAGGCCAUUGAAAUUAAGUCCAGCCUGAGGGAUAUUUGAAUGUCAAAGGGAAUGUUCCACUGUUUAACUGUUGCAGCGUAUGACUCUGAAUUUUCUCUCUGUACAUAUGUGUUUUAUUUUGUUACCUCUCUGUAUAAAGAUGAAAAGCUUAUGCCAGAAUUUAAAGGCACUGAGCUCCUUUGCCCAGUCCUGUUGCCUAUUGGCAAUCUUAUCAGUCUGAGGUUCCACUGUGUGUAGACAUCAGAUACAAUCCAACCAGCCUAACAUCUCUUUAUGGUGAGACUGAUUUAUCUGGUCUCAGACUGCCACCUAUCAAGGCCGGCAUUGAUCAGUAACGUGACUAUUAUCAAUUUUUGUUUGCGAAUUAGGUUCCUUAAGGCACUUUUCCGUUUAAUUGCUCUCCCACUGCCAACAAUCCAUCCUUCUGAUGGAUGGCGAGUUCUCAAAAUUUAGCUCAGGACCAGAUUGGGCCUCAUUGGUGAUCUUCUCUGUGAUGGUUGCACUCACACUUAGGAGGUUCUGGGGAGGCAACAUGUGGAAGCAAGGGUCAGAGGUAAGGGUCAGAGUUCAGGAGAGGAGCGGCCAAAAUUUGAAUGGAAGAUCAAUAUUGCAGGUCGAGCGGAAGUUUGAAGCAGGAAUCCUGGAUCUUCUAGUCUUGUAGCAGUUCUGAAACGUGAGGAUUACACUGAGGACAUUAGUUGGUGAGGCUGAGGGACAGUUGGAAUGCGCUUAGGGGCAAUUGCAUGUUUUGCAGGAAUCAACGUGAUGCAGUUUAGAUGCCAUGCCAGUUAGCUAGGGUCAUUUAUCAGCCCAAAGUUGAUCUUACUGGCAUGAUGGUCUUCAGAACUGCCAACCCCAUUGAGCAGCUUGAUGCCCAUUAAAUAUGGUCCUGUGAGUGGUUGUUGGAGAGAAAUUUUUAAAAAGGGGUUACUUUGGUUGCGUAAAGGGUUAAUCACUGGUACCCACCGGGGGCACUCUUAGAUUGUGUGCUUUCCCUGAUGUUAACUUUGAGGCAGUAAAGUAAGUCCUCUUGGUGGAGGAGGGUGUUGGACUACCACCCAAAAACGUGCCCAACUGCAGUCCCAUCAAAUGCUGCUCACUGAAUUGGUUGCCAGGAUCCAUGAAGCGGAACCACUGAAUUCAGAAUCCUAAAGUGAAUAAACAGAUGUGAAAGUGUCAGUAAGGAUAACUGACUGCAGUUAUACAUCCAUGCAAAGUCCUUUCAAACGUGAGGCGGUUUAACUUAUAUGUUCUAGUGCCAGUGGCCUAGGCACACGCCAGCUUGUUCUUGCAGCCGCUGCAGUUUAAAUCCAGAGCUACAUCAAGCAUAAGGUGACGCAUUUAUAAACUGGAUAUUUCAAGAAGUGACCAAUCUUCGGUCAACACAGAGAUUUCAUCCGUUGGGAGGUUCCUUUCCAACCAGCCAAUCACGUGGCUUCUUUGCUUCUGAGUCUUCCACUGUGCAAUCGCGAAAGAUUUCCACUGCUGUCCGGGUGUGGGGAUGGCUCAUUCUGUAAAGGGAUAUAAAGAAACUGUAAAAUAAAAAAAAAUAACCAAUCUAAUGCUGAUCUCCAUCCGGAGUGACUCUGAAAGAGUCUGUUAGCACGCUUACAGUGUGGCUGCUCAGAGACUAACUCUGCCUCACCUCUCUGGUUUACUCCUGGGUGAAGUUGGCACAUUUCAGUGAUGUUAAAACAUUCUAUCCAUUGCAUUACAUUUGUUGCAUUAAUUGUGAGGUCAAUUGAAAGAGAGAGUUUUAUUUUUUAAAAGAAAGCUGAAAUUUGGAUCUAUUUAAAUGUAAGUGACUGCAGCACUAAUAACUGUACAUGGUUUCAAUAUGUUAUGAAGCCGCUGUUAACUGUUAUUUGAUGAGGUUUUCUAGUGGGGCUUGUGAUAGACGUGGAGUAUGUGGAGGUUACAGUGUCUCAUCAGACUCUUGGUCAGUGCUGUUGUCAGGAGCAAUCGCUUCCAUGAUGUGCUGAAAUGAAGGAGUAUGGUCAAUGGUCACUGUUUGGAUCAGUCUUGGUUUCAUUCAGAAGUACCAUAUCACGGUGGCCCUGGUUCCUUCGCUGGCACAAACAAUGUUGAGGAUACCGGAGCAAACAAAGUAAAAACCGUUGCGGAGAAGAGCCAAGCAGGGCCGUGAGGGGGACCAGGAAGCUUCCCCACCUCCAACCACAUAAGGGUGUGAGGGA